AUGGCUACAACUGCGCUGGAGCCGCAGCAAGAUCUACCACGUAUUGAGAUAUUCCCUACGCUGAAGGCGGUGACUGUUUUCAGGGACCGGGCACAACUUACUUACGUCGCCAACGCCGCGCUUACGGUUGGGACACAUAUCCUCUCCUUGAAGGGAGAAAAGGGUUGGGGGGGCGUCUUGGAGAACACACUCCAGAUUCGUCUGGAGGACGCAGCAAACCAGCCGGUGGUGAUGCGAGGGGUGCGUGUCAAGACGCACGUCAACAAGGAGGAUAUACGGGAGCGGGUCCGAGAGCUGGAGAAGGCACGAGAUGAAAAUUUGGAGCGUCUUAACGUUAUUAGCGACAAAAAUGCGGUUAACGACGCCAUUGAAAUUGCACUGAAAGAUAUGGAGAAUAAGCUGAACACCAUGGGGAAGCGUGACAAGGGACAAUACGCGCAUGUAAAUGUGGACCACAUGGCUCAGUUUCUUUCAAAGCCUGCAUCCUGGAAGGGUCUGACCCGUUUUAUUGCUCGCCGAAAGUUGCAAUUGGGACAGUGUCGUCUGACGCUCUUAGAGGAGGAGAAUGAGCUUGUGUUGAAAGAACAUAAAAUAGAGAAGGAUCUGAAUGAUCUAAAGUAUGACUUGUGCAACGAACGGCGAGAAAUGUCAGUUGAGCUCAUUAUUUCUGUCCAUGAACGGGCCGUGAAUUUAAAACUUUUUGUGAGCUUUGUAAUCAUGGGUGCUUCGUGGACUCCGUUAUACGACAUCCGCAUGAAUCGGGGACAGUCUGUAGUGGACGUUACAUACCACGCCCAGGUGUGUCAGAAGACCUCAAUGGAUUGGAAUAAAGUGCAAAUGAAGCUCAGUACAGCCACGCCCCACUUCAGUUCAGCUCCGCCCGAACUCUUGGAUUGGAAGAUCAGUUUGCAGCCAUCAGUGCGCCCUGGGCGCUCCAGUUGUGGCCUUAUGGCUCUAAGACUUCUUGAUGAACCGGGACUGACGCGGGCCAAUGUUGAUUCGCCAGUUCCCCAGUCUGCCCGGGUGGAGCAGGCGGAGGUUUCCUCUUUAUCUAGCUCGAGUACAUUUCAAAUUGUUGGUUUAGCCACUGUGCGAAGCGACAACAGACCGGUAAAGCUCACCAUCGCCGUAUGCACAUUUCCGGUGAAACGUAUGUAUCAUGCAGUGCCAAAAAGAACUCCGUGGACCUACCUCAUUAUCAAAGCGAAUAAUACAAGUCCUUACUUAUUCCUUGCCGGAAAGGCAAACGUUUUUGCGAACAACAUUUUUGUAGGCAAAUCGGAGUUUGGAUUUGUUCCUGCCGGUGCGGAAUUUACGACGUCACUUGGUACAGAUGAUGCUGUAAGCGUCACACGAAAAAGAGUGAAGCGAAUGGAGUCUACUGUUCGUGCCAUGUUGCGUAACCCACAAGUGAUCAUUGAAUAUGUAUAUGAAUUUACGGUGAAGGGUUCAUUGACGACAGAGGCGGCAUUGGUAGUAAAGGAUCAGUGCCCCAUAUCCUUGCAUAAUGACAUCCGAGUGAAGCUGAGAGAUCCGAGCAGGAAGAUGCUGGCGGACGGGAUGACAGCGGAGGGCAAUGAGUGCAGUGUGGAUAGUGAGGGCGUCGUGGAAUGGCAGUUGCAACUCCCUUCCGGUGCGUUCACGCGCGUCUUCCGUUUUGCUUUCCAGGUUGAAUACAAUGAGGAAAUGAAUGUUGUUGGACUUGAAGAAGGACAAUAG
Molecule: messenger RNA, 1719 nt
Organism: Trypanosoma rangeli
Lineage: Eukaryota; Euglenozoa; Kinetoplastea; Trypanosomatida; Trypanosomatidae
Product: Aspartate ammonia-lyase
Exons: 1
Coding region: 1-1719 (572 amino acids)
Source: RefSeq, a predicted model, not a curated record